This is a messenger RNA of Annulohypoxylon maeteangense, 1258 nucleotides long. RefSeq lists its product as uncharacterized. The transcript has 2 exons. Gene Ontology annotation, molecular function: protein binding. Bases 9 to 1205 code for a protein of 398 amino acids. Lineage: Eukaryota; Fungi; Ascomycota; Sordariomycetes; Xylariales; Hypoxylaceae. The record is from RefSeq and is a predicted model, not a curated record.
AUUUGUACAUGAUCUCUAUCAUUAACUCACUAAAUAAAAAUAUCUACGCCAUGGAGUCGAAUGAAUCUAGCACCAAUAUCUUAGGGCUCCAAGCCCUUCCUAAGGAACUCCUAAUAAUGCUUUUCGAGUUGCUACACGAUAUUAAAGAUUGUAUGAAUCUAUCCUCUACCUGUCGCCUGCUUAGAUCAUGUAUGGCUGCGGUGCACCCGCACUCAAUUCUGCAUCUUGCAUGGGCAUCAAGUCGGACUUUCUUCCGUCCAUCGCCGCACUUCCUCUGCACCGCCGUAGCGGCACAAGUAGGUGCUUGGGCCCGGGAAUCCGACGAAAAUGAAGCGGAAUUCGCAUCUGGGAUGCCGAUGGGCGUAGAUCACAUAAUGGAAUUGGCCCUGCGUCAUAAGCAAAUCGGUCUAACUUUAGAACGUAUCCGUGAGCUUUACGAAAUGCGAUUCUCCGUCAUAAAUCCAAUCUCGGAUCUUAUCGACAAAUGUGUUGGCAAGCAGUGGUAUGCAACCCCCAAUUACUGGGAUGGCGGCGUGGAUGAUGCAGCCACCAUCUUUUCCCAAGAAGAUAUAUUGAUCUUUUUCCUGGCCACCUACGGGGAGCUGUUUGGACCCGAUUUCGAGCCCUUCCUCGACUCGGAUCUUUCCUCUAGGAGAACACUGAAAGUCGAGACGCGGCUUGAGUUCGUCAAGUAUUGCAUACCGGAUGCCAAUACGUGGAGAUUUGAAGACACCGAGGGUGCCAGACUCCCCGACGGAUCCUUGGAUCCGCGUCGAGCCAUAUUUAUCCUCCCAGGCGGCCCGUAUCACCUUGGAAACCAUUAUAUGAACGCUCAGGCGAUAGUCUGGUUAAUGAAAAGUACACGAUGGAGGCCUCAUUGGGAAAAGGCACGCCGGGAUGCCGGAGCAAAGCCGGACUUUGCGAAGGAACUAGAUGUGCAAUAUUUCAAUAGAGGCGUAGAUAUAGAUUGGAAGCAGAAUAUGCUGGAAAAUGUGAUGCAGUGCCAGGGUUUGGGGGCCUUAGGCAUGAUCAGGCCAGACACCGAGAUUGCGGAACGGUAUAGACCAAAGAUCAGAGAGUGGAGGGAGAAGAUCGAUUGUCUCAAGGUAGAACCUCAAAGAGUCCAAAUAUGUUCAUAUAAGACGCACGAAUACCCAGAUCUCUUAGGAGAUUUGUUAUGUAUAAGUGGUGAUAUAGAUCAUUAAUGCUGGCUUGAUAGCCAGCACAUUUAGCGCACAACUUUAAUAUAAAUGCUAGG